UCAGCUCAGCAGUUUACCCAAGUUUCAUUUACAGGCACUUUCUGAGGAAGUAGUAGUAGCACUGUUGUUGCGGACUUUGUGUAAUUUAUACCUCAUUUGUGUUUUGGCUUAAGUAGUACUGUGAACCAACUGGAUUUCCAGAAAAACAACAAGGAGUGAUGACUAGAAGCUGAAGAAAGGUUUAAGUUCCUCAGGGCACUAAGUCUGAGAAGAAACCUACCACAAGUAUUAGGCUGACUUAAUUUCAGUUGCGAUAGGGUUGAAUUUCAGUGAAAACUGAUAGUUUGCUGCUGACUCACAGUAAGGACAGAGGACACUGUUAACCUAUAGGUAAAUUCUGACUCAGUUUUGAAGAACUGCCCUCUACUGCAUAUUUAAUGGCCUUCUCAGUAUAGAAGUGACUAUUCGCUUUUGAUUUGGUUUGUCUUUUAAUGGAUUAUUGCUGUUCACCUUUCUAGCUUCCUUUUCUUGCCAGAAAAGUGUCAAAUAUUCACCAAAAUGUAAGUUUGGCGAACUUAUGUGAAUAUCCUAUUAGUUUCUUAUUUUAAAUACAACAGUCAGACACAUAUGGCUACCAGAAAUCUAACUGGUGCCACAAAAACAUUUCUGUAUAAGGUUUUGAUAAUAUUGGCUACCUACAGCUGAAGUUUAGCAAGGUAGCACUUCUUUUGCAAGAUACAUACGCAAGCAGAAAGCUGCCUUACUGACACCUUUUUAUUCUGAUGGAGGGAGUCUUUUUACUUUAGUUUUAGUUUUAUGGCAGUAGCAAAGACAUCAGAGAAGGAUGGCAUAAACAAAGCGGAUAUCAGUUUACUUACAACAAGUCAUUUAUUUUCAUAGCAGGUUGCUAAAGACUUGGGAGUAUAUUGUAUUGCAGGUGCUGGUCUGUGGAGAAGUGGAUGGCAUUUUCUAUGCUUUUGGAGUUAGUUUUGGUCGAUUAAUGUUUUGGGUACUCUUCUGUGAGAAAAAUGUUGAUGUCACUGAAAGAAUGGGGAUAGCACUAAAUGAGCCAUAGCUCCAUUGUCUUGCUGCUACAUAAGUAGAAGUGUCACUGGAUUUCUGGCCGACAAUCUGCAUUCCAUGGAGAAGCUGGAGGAACUCUUUGAUGGUGGAGUGGAGAGCAGUGAUGGCUUAGAGAUGUAUGAUGAAGGAGUCAUCAGGCUUGCUGGCAAUCUCUACCUGGAACUGGAGAAGCUGGUUUCAGUCCAUGGGCAAGGAUCCAUCACCGGACUAAUGCCCUUAAUGGUUUCUUUGUUAGAAAGUCUUGAAGGGACAGGAGCUCAGUUGCGGGAAAGAGAAGCAGAGCUGGAGAUAUUGCGGGAAGACAGGGAACGACUUCUUUCGCAGUAUGACCGUGAAAAGACUACCCGAAAGCAUAUCGAAGAGAGGUAUAUGGAGCUUGAUGACUUGAUAGAUCAAGAACGGAAGUCAUUUAAAAUGCGUCUAGAUUCAGUAGAAUUACAAACGAGGCAAAUGGAACUCAAAGCAAGGAACUAUGCAGACCAAAUUGCCAGUAUAGAAGAGCAGAAGACAAUACUCAGCAAAGAACACAAUGCACUGAUGCAGGCACAUAGCAAGAUUGUGAGGAUUUAUAAAGACUUAGUAUAUCAGAGGGCCCUUUCAUUGGAAGGCAGACAGUCUGCUGUCUCUACACCUACCUCAUCCAGGAAGAAGAAGAUUAUACCUGCUGAUUUCCAGGAAGGACCUCGCUCCCUUGACUCUGAUUGUGUGACAGACCAAGGCUCUAUAGCAUCUUGCGACACAGAGAAGCUUGCAUCUUUGGAAAACCCUCCUGCCAGCUUUACAUCACUUGAUGGAGAUGUCAUGGUAUUGAACCAUUGCCCUCUUGAGCAGGAUUCUGCUGAUGUAAAUAGCACUUCUUUGAAUGAUGAAUCUGGCAUCCUGGAAGCAGAACAGCCAGUCUCUAGCAGUAUUGCUGCUGAAAGCACACUAAAAUCACCGACCGAUGACAUGCCAAAUUCUCUUCAUGACCUCUUGGAAGACACUGGCCUCAGGGAAGAAAGCACUCCUAGCAGAGCAGAUGGUGAACAGGAAGAAUUUGUUGAAAGAAAUACAGACUCCCUCUAUGCUGAACUUUCAGAUAUUGGACCAGAAUAUUUAGAGGAUGUGGACGAAGGAGCAGACCUUCAAGGUGCUGCUUGUAACUUGGAGGGUAUCUUGUCUGAGAACACCCAUCUAAAGGACACACUGAACCUGGUAGAUACAGCUCGAAAACACCUCAUAGCACGAGUGGAUGAACUGAUGCGAGAACGUGAGACUCUACAGAUGGAGGUAGCGAACAUGAGGGAAAUGCUAACCUGGAGUAAAGUCAGGAUCAAGGACUUAGAAGAAGAUUUGAAACGAGCUCAUCGGGAGACUGAAGAAGCCAGAAAAGCUAAUGCAGAAGAUACUGAAGUUGACACACCUGCAGCAAAUAGGAAGCGUUUUACACGGGCAGAGAUGGCACGAGUAGUCAUGGAGAAGAACCAGUAUAAAGAAAGACUGAUGGAACUUCAGGAUGCAGUCCGUAGGUCAGAAUUGUUACGGGUAUCAAAAGGCGUACAGACGUCUCACCUGAGGAAAUCACCUUUCUGGCAAAAAUUCAGCCGUUUGUUCAGUUCAGCUCCAGUGAAAACCAGUGCUCCUGUGCCUUCUCCUGUUACCCAGCUCCUACCUGGGUAUCCUGCAGGAGUGGAUGCUAAAGGUGUCUCAGGAGUGGUGCCUCUUCGAAGCAACAGAAAUAGAGAGAUUUCUACACCAGACAGAGAACGUGGUGUAAAGUCAAUACGGGAACUAAGGCGGGAUCAUUACCGGCACAUCCGCACUCACAUCUGGAAAGAACAUGGAAGACAACAGAUAAAUGGAUGGAGUCAGCCUCCGGUAAUAAAUAAGGAGGAUGAGCUUGCUGUUCGCAGUAGUGAAACUGGAACUGCAUUUCCAGCUUUAGUGCAGCUGCGUAUCCUGGACCAGAAGGACCCAGCAACAAAGCUAUUGUGUGCAACAGCGCCGUGCAAUCCUAGUGUCCAAAUCGACUUGGGAUUACAUCAGGGGGAAAGGAGCAGUGUUGGCUCUGACCAUUCGUCUGGCAGUAGUACAGUGGACUCUUCCAGCCUCAUUUGGUUCUGCUCUGGUACGCACUCUGUCAGUGAGGUGAUGAUCAUCGACGCUAAGAAGUCAAACCUCGUCUUAGAUCAGUUUGUCAUAUGCAACUCUCGUGUGUUGUGUCUCACAAGUGUGCCUGGUUACCAGAAAUCCAGCCCAUCACUCUCUGAAGAAGAUCUCUUCUCUCCCCAAGAGGAACGGCUAGGUACACCAACGUCAUUGUCCAGUAGCUUGACCAGCCAUGAUUCGGUGGGAAGUGAUGGUUCUGCAUUAUGGGAGAGGUGCUCUACCGAUUCAAAAUGCCAAGAUGGCGACAGGCUGCAAGCAGAAGACUGCAGCAGUCAGUCAGAGCUUUCUGUCGAAAUGGGCCCCAGAGAGUUCACACCCAAUGAACUGCAAAGGUCUGCUACCAGUGAAUCGGAGGGGGGAAGUACCACUGCUCCUACCAUCUGGAUUGGCACUCAAGAAGGAAGUUUGUAUAUUCAUUCAUCAAUUACAGAAUGGAGGAAAUGUUUACAGAAAAUUCACCUAAAGGACUCUAUUCACAAUAUUGUCCAUGCCAAGGGCUAUGUUAUUGUUGCUUUAGCUAAUGGGACAGUGGCCAUCUUUAGCAGAGAUGCAGAUGGAGAGUGGGACUUGACCAAUCACCGCCUGUUGGAUCUGGGCCGACCACAUCACUCUAUUCGUUGCACUGCUGCUGUUGGUAACAAAGUGUGGUGUGGCUGCAGAAACAGGGUGUACAUCAUUAAUGCCAGGACAUGCAGAAUUGAGAAAUAUUUUGAAGUUACUCCAAAGAAGGAAAGCCAAGUGCGGCAUAUGGCAGCAGCUGGAGAAGGCGUUUGGGUUUCAGUCCGACUUGAUUCCACACUGCGUCUCUUCCAUGCACAGACUGGGCAACCACUACAAGAUAUUGACAUUGUUCCAUUCAUGGAUACAAUGUUUGCUUGUGCCCAGCUGGGCCUCUCCUUUGUUCAGGUAUCAGCCCUUUCAAUUUUUUGUAAACGUCUUUGGAUCGGAACAGCAAGUGGAACCAUUCUUUCCAUCCCAUUCUCAAGAGAUAUCCAUGGAGACCCAAGUACUGUGAAUUUUCCUCGGCAAAGUUCCCCUAAGGUGGACUUAACUAAUGCCAGUAUUCCAUAUUGCUCUAUGGCUCAUGCACAGAUCUGUUUUCAUGGCCACCGUGAUGCUGUACGGUUCUUCGUGAGUGUACCAGGCUGCAUUAAGCCUACACUAGCUGGAAUCGCCAAUGACACAGAAGAAAGCAAGGGAGAUUACAGUUGUACAUUAGUAAUGAGUGGUGGAGAAGGCUACAUUAACUACAGGAUUGGAGAUGACAGCAGUGAACAGGAAGACUCCUUCGGGGACCUUCUACAUAUCAGCCCAAUAAUGCGCAGGGCUGAGCGCAGUCACUUAAUUGUGUGGCAGCUGAAGAGCUGCAGAAACUGACACACAUUGAGCUAAACGAUGAAAAACACUGAAAUUGCUAUGAGGAUGAGCAGUGAAAUAUCUUCAUUUGGAAGAAUGGUGUAUGUUUUCAGGAGUGCUGCAGAAAUCUGACUUGUGUGCAUCAUACUGAAAUAGAAUGUACUUCGAUUUUCUGCAGCUCUGAAGAUGGCUGGACUGUAGUUAUGCAGAUGCUGUUGAUUUAAAAAAGUAGCAGCAAGCAUUUGUCUUGAUUCACAAAGAGUCGUCUGCAUUUGAGGGGAGAGAAUAUGGAGUCACCUUUUUAUUUAUCUCAUGAUAGUAAAAUAUAACAAAUGCUGAUGCAGUAAAUGUCAGUAAUCUCUCCGGAGACAGUGCGUAAAAAUUAGUUGCAAGCUUUUGAUGCUGUUUGAGACAACUGUAUUUGACUGUUUAAGAAACAAAGUACUGUAAUUGAAAAAAAAAUUGACAUCGGUAUAUAUGGGAAUGUGUGUGUGUGUGUGUUUACAUUCAUGUGAAUAUGUAUAUAACAGUGAGUGUAUUACAAAAUAGAACUGGACGAUCCUAGAGAUCAAAAGUUUUUUGACCUAGAAAGCAAAAUCUAGGUCAACAGUGCACUACAUAUCAUAUGGAGAUCAGAGUUGGUGGAAAAUUUAUUUUUUUCCUUUUAAUUAGAUCUGUUUCCUUCCCAUAUGAAUUGUCUUUAUUUAAUGUUGAAUGUCCCUUGAUACCUUAGUGAUUUUGUUAUGACACAUUGCUUUUUGCUUUGCCCUUGUCCAUAUCCCAAUGACAUCCUGCCAAAAAACACAGUAUUGAUAUUACACCAGAAGAACAAUAUGAUGUGCUGUUUUCUUGUUUUCUGAAACCAUGGUUAACUAUCAUCAUAAGGCUGAAACUGUAUCUGCAUACCCAUGGGGAACUUAUAAAUCGUUGGUUGAGAGAGAUAAUGCAGGGAAAGUAUAUGUAUUGUCAGAGAACUAAAGGUGUACACCCAAGACAGGAAAAGUAGAGCAUUAGUUUGGUGCUCCUCUGGCUAAUACUGAUCCUGGAUGUUGACUUUAGGAAGUCCAAUACAAGUAAAAUACUCGCUCACCAUGGCUAAUUAGGCUGUGGUGCUGUGUUUUGGUGAUUUAGGAGAGGGUAGCAGUUUAGAACAACCUAGGCCAAAGGGUGAUUUAAGUAACAAAUUUGAAAAGAAUGAAGAUUUUU
This is a messenger RNA of Protopterus annectens (West African lungfish), 5733 nucleotides long. RefSeq names its product C-Jun-amino-terminal kinase-interacting protein 3-like. Lineage: Eukaryota; Metazoa; Chordata; Ceratodontiformes; Protopteridae. The coding region runs from base 1081 to 4548 and encodes 1155 amino acids. Gene Ontology annotation, cellular component: cytoplasm. The transcript has 28 exons. The record is from RefSeq and is a predicted model, not a curated record. Gene Ontology annotation, molecular function: MAP kinase scaffold activity; JUN kinase binding; signaling receptor complex adaptor activity. Gene Ontology annotation, biological process: vesicle-mediated transport.